AUGUCAAUCCAUAAUAUUUGCGAUGAUCAUAGCAGUGUUGUUCAAGCAGCCUCAUUUCAAUCAAUCCAAUCAAGAAAUAAUAAUAUUUAA
Molecule: messenger RNA, 90 nt
Organism: Heterostelium album PN500
Lineage: Eukaryota; Evosea; Eumycetozoa; Acytosteliales; Acytosteliaceae
Exons: 2
Coding region: 1-90 (29 amino acids)
Source: RefSeq, a predicted model, not a curated record